AUGCUCGGAAUCUGGGUGGACCUGGACCUUGUUCAAGGUUUCGGUGUGAAUUGGGGGCAAAUGUCGUCGCACCCUUUGCCUCCGAACAACGUUGUUAAGAUGCUUAAGGACAACGGGAUCAAGAAGGUGAAGCUUUUCGAUGCAGAUCCUACGACCAUGAAAGCCUUGUCCGGCACCGGAAUUGAUGUCAUGGUCGGAAUUCCCAACGAAAAAUUGAACAAAAUUGCCCAUGAUUACGCAACUGCCCGAAAAUGGGUCAAACAGAAUGUCACUGCGUAUCUUCAUGACGGGGGCGUCACCAUAAGCUAUGUGGCUGUCGGGAACGAGCCAUUCUUAACAGGUUACAACGGUACUUUUGUUAAGGACGUCUACCCGUCGGUGAAAAACGUUCAAAAGGCCCUAGACGAAGCUGGCGUUGGAGGAAAAAUCAAAUGCGUUGUUCCCUUCAAUGCUGAUGUUUACGAAUCUCCUUCCAACAAACCAUCAGACGGGCGUUUCAGAAAGGACAUAAAGAAAAGCAUGUCGCAGAUACUGGAGUUCCUUCGUACGCAUAAGUCGCCAUUUGUUGUCAACAUUUAUCCCUUCCUUAGUCUCUCCCUAAGCUCCGGCUUCCCGAAAGAAUUCGCUUUCUUUGAUGGUGGUGGCAAGCCGGUUAGAGACAACGGUGCCCAGUACAGCAAUGUGUUCGAUGCAAAUUACGACACACUUCUUUGGGCGCUUAAGAAGGCGGGCGUCCCGAACUUGGAUAUCGUAAUUGGGGAAGUAGGAUGGCCUACUGACGGCCACGACUAUGGGAAUAGCAGAUUGGCGAAGAAGUUCUAUGAUGGCCUCCUAAAGAAACUGGCAAGUCAAGUGGGAACCCCUCUUAGGAAAGGGUACUUGGAAGUGUACCUGUUCGGGCUCUUUGACGAGGAUGAGAAAAGUAUUGCUCCGGGGGACUUUGAACGCCAUUGGGGAAUAUUUCGCUACGAUGGCAAGCCUAAGUUUCCCAUGGACCUCUCCGGCCAAGCAUCGGGACAUCAGAUGCUAAAAGGUGUAGAGGGAGUGAAAUACCUGCAGAAGCAGUGGUGUGUGUUGAAUAGCGAUGUUAGGAACUUGAGCCGUGCACUAGCAGAGUUCAAUUACGCGUGCUCGCAGGCAGAUUGCACAAGCUUGGGAGGGAAGAGGUCGUGUGACUUGGAAAUGCAUGAUAGAAUCUCUUUUGCUUUCAAUGAGUUCUACCAAAAAGGAGACCAAGAUUACCGGAAAUGCGAUUUCAGCGGCAUGGGAACAAAGGUGACACGCGAUCCCUCCAAAGGAGAUUGUCUAUUCCGGAUACAGAUUGAUCUACUAAGUGCUGCCGGGCAGAGGCACGCCUUAAGUUACGCAUAUGCAUCACUGCUUUUCGUCAUUGCCUUCUUCACAUUAUUUUAA
Molecule: messenger RNA, 1413 nt
Organism: Malus domestica (apple)
Lineage: Eukaryota; Viridiplantae; Streptophyta; Magnoliopsida; Rosales; Rosaceae
Product: glucan endo-1,3-beta-glucosidase 8-like
Biological process (GO): carbohydrate metabolic process
Cellular component (GO): plasma membrane
Molecular function (GO): hydrolase activity, hydrolyzing O-glycosyl compounds
Source: RefSeq, a predicted model, not a curated record